This is a messenger RNA of Hypoxylon fragiforme, 823 nucleotides long. RefSeq names its product NADH-ubiquinone oxidoreductase. NCBI's taxonomy places the organism in Eukaryota, Fungi, Ascomycota, Sordariomycetes, Xylariales, Hypoxylaceae. The record is from RefSeq and is a predicted model, not a curated record. The transcript has 2 exons. The coding region runs from base 273 to 578 and encodes 101 amino acids.
UCUUGCCGCACGUGACUUUAGUCAGCUCAACCUGGAUGUUCAAUGCUCAUGUUGUCACUGGUUCAUUGCUUGUAGUCUUGUAUUCUUGUCUUCUCAGGUUGCUUCAAUUGAGCUUGCUUGCCUGAGAGCUCAAUACACUACGAAAUCUACCAACCCUCUUGAUACAACCCUAUGCUAAAAGGUUGAAUUGCCAUCAUUCGAGGAGAUACCCUCUUCUCAACAGAUCAAUCAAGUUCUAUUAUCAAAAUUCCUCUGUAAAUCAUCAUUCCGCUAUGCCGACCCCCGAGUCCGAGGCUUUUCUGGCUAAGAAGCCCACAGUCCCUGCCAGCUUCGAUGGUGUCGACUACGAUGACAACAAGCGACUCAAGCAGGCGCAAGAUGCCGUUAUCAGAGAGCAAUGGGUGCAUGUUAUGAUGGGACGGCUAGUCCAGCAGGAGCUCAACAAAUGCUACUAUCGCGAAGGUGUCAACCAUCUCGAGAAGUGUGGCGCCUUACGAGAACGAUACCUCCAAUUGCUCAAGGACCACCGAAUACGUGGUUAUAUGUUCCAGCAAGAGAACUACGUCACAAAGAAAUAGAAGUGGAAGGACGAAUCGCAUGUAUCUGUGCAUAGACACACUUUAGAUCGCCGGUUAACUUCAAUACCAAAUUACUUACAAUGGGAUUGAGCUGAAUGCGUUGCGAGGACCGUGGAGACUGAGAUGCUUGCGCAAGACUCCUGUUUCAAUGAGGUCUUUAGACAUCAAUCUACACUCAGCCGCAGUGAUUUCAUUCAAACACAAAUGCUAAAAAAUAAAAAAUAAAAACUUAUUCCAAGAACAAA